Messenger RNA from Orcinus orca (killer whale), 1535 nucleotides. It is a transcript of the gene SUPT4H1, whose product is annotated as SPT4 homolog, DSIF elongation factor subunit. The coding region runs from base 90 to 443 and encodes 117 amino acids. Lineage: Eukaryota; Metazoa; Chordata; Mammalia; Artiodactyla; Delphinidae. The record is from RefSeq and is a predicted model, not a curated record. Gene Ontology annotation, biological process: chromatin organization; regulation of transcription elongation by RNA polymerase II; mRNA processing. Gene Ontology annotation, cellular component: nucleus; DSIF complex. Gene Ontology annotation, molecular function: zinc ion binding; RNA polymerase II complex binding. The transcript is spliced from 5 exons.
GGAAGUGCGGGCAUUCUGGGUAAUUUGCUAUUUACUUCCUGCGAGACAAGGUUGUGGCUCCUUCCUUCGCUGUUCUUCCGUGGGAGAAGAUGGCCCUGGAGACGGUGCCGAAAGACCUGCGGCAUCUGCGGGCUUGUUUGCUGUGUUCGCUGGUCAAGACUAUAGACCAGUUUGAAUAUGAUGGCUGUGACAAUUGUGAUGCGUACCUUCAGAUGAAGGGUAACCGGGAGAUGGUAUAUGACUGCACCAGCUCUUCUUUUGAUGGAAUCAUUGCGAUGAUGAGUCCAGAGGACAGCUGGGUCUCCAAGUGGCAGCGAGUCAGUAACUUUAAGCCAGGUGUAUAUGCAGUGUCAGUCACUGGUCGCCUGCCCCAAGGAAUCGUGCGGGAGCUGAAGAGUCGAGGAGUGGCCUACAAAUCCAGAGACACAGCCAUAAAGACCUAGCGAGAUGCACGGCCGCCAGCGUCUUUGCGCCUCGUCUCUGCCUCUGCUUACUCUUUGUUGUGAAACUAAAUGGGCAGAACUUCAAAUACGUGCCGCCCUCCGAUUCUGAGAUUCAGCAGACUGUUGAGAGAGCAGCACGUGUCCCUGGGCCAUUUUACCUUCUCUGGGCUGCUGUGGGGUGGGAGUGGUUUGGGUUGGUGGAUUAGCGGAGACUGACUUCAGUGGGGAGUAGGAUGCUGGCCUUCCCUAUGCACAGCCCGGGGCUGCGCCCUUGCGCAUGGGCAGGACUCGGUCAGAUGCCAGAAAACGUGAACCCCUAGGAAUGCUCUUAAGCCCAUAACAGAUGCCUUGCCUCCCUCUUCCUUUGUCUUAACUGGGCACAGUAAGAACUCGUUGCCCAGUAAGCAUCUUCCCAGAGCAGCAGAGGCCCUUCUGCUCCUCGUUAUCUGUCUCUGAGCCUCCGGGAUUGUAGCCUUUCUCGUGAGCUUCCCUGGGUCUCAGAGGUCUGCUGUCCUGAGUCUAGGCAAGCCCGUCAGCCUGGUAGUCCUGGUGUCUGGUGGUUGCAGCCUUCUGCCCUCUAGACCUGGCACAACAGGUGUCCCUUGAAGAAAUCCUGAGGCUUCUUCGUAUUACUUGCCCUUGAUCAUGUUUAAAACCUUUCUUUCCUUCUUUGUUUUCUUCUUUUUUCUGUCCUUCCUAUACCUUAGGCCCACCAGUGACGCCCAUGACCCCCCCCCCCCACUUUCCUGAGUUCCCCUAACUGGAGACCCUCAGGUUGCUGCUGGGUCUUGGUCUGGCUAGUUCGUGCCUCUCCUUUUCUCUCUGGCCUAGUAAGAGGGCCUUGAGUGAUGUCAUGGUAUUGGCCAAGGUGAGUUAUUUGUUUUGGAAUUAAAUAUUUACCAUAAAUUCUCAUUUACUUAAAUUUCCACAGAAAAUCAUAUUAAGUGUCCUCAUUUUUAUUUCCCUAACUUUCUUGUUCCCCAUCUGCAAAACGAAAGUGAUUGCAUCCUAUUUACCUCAGGAUUUUUGUGAUUAUAAAAAUAAAGCAAUGUGAAAAUUCUGUAACUUAAGUUUUAUAAAAGGUAGAACUCG